Messenger RNA from Annulohypoxylon maeteangense, 1479 nucleotides. Its product is annotated as aromatic prenyltransferase. Bases 77 to 1345 code for a protein of 422 amino acids. Gene Ontology annotation, biological process: alkaloid metabolic process. Lineage: Eukaryota; Fungi; Ascomycota; Sordariomycetes; Xylariales; Hypoxylaceae. Gene Ontology annotation, molecular function: transferase activity, transferring alkyl or aryl (other than methyl) groups. The transcript is spliced from 2 exons. The record is from RefSeq and is a predicted model, not a curated record.
UAUCACUUCUGGAUUUCAACAUAGACUCGGUCGUCACGAGAGAUAUCGCUGGGAAAAGUCCGGUUAUGCCCUGGCGAUGUUAUUACAGAAUACCGAUUAUGAUUACGCAGCGCAAGUCAAUAUUCUUGACCUUUUCGCACGCACAGUCUCAGACAACUUAGGUGUCGUCAACAAUCUAGGUGAAUGCUGGAAAAGCUACAUGACCGAUGGCAACAACAUAGAACUGAGCUGGGAUUGGCACACGGGCAUCGAGAAGCCGGCCGUGCGAUUUUCUAUCGACCCCAUCGGCAUGGGUGCCGGAAUGACUAGCGACCCACGCAAUGGGAUGGCCACAGCCAAAUCCAAAGAGUCAAUAUUGCAGGCGUUACCAAAUAUUGACAUGAGUUGGUUCAAUCAUUUUGAAACAUUCUUCCGCGGCGAGACGGAGAGUACUUUCAUUGGUCUUGAGUCCAGAAAGAAGUGUGACUUAGCCGAAUGUCAUGCAUCAAAGGUGUUCUGGACCUUUGACCUGGGCGAAAAGGACAUCACAAGCAAAGCUUAUUUCUUUCCGGGGUACAGGGCCCGUGCCAUGAACAGGAGCAACCUGCAAGUCAUUAGCGAAGCUAUCAUUUCGGCGCCAUCAUGUACCCCUGAAAGACUAGAUGCGUUGACCAUGUUUUCUAAGUUCGUGCAUGAACACGAACGGAUGGGACGGUCGCCCUUGAGGCUUGACAUGCUAGCUGUCGAUAUGGUGGAAUCCUCUAGCGCUCGCCUCAAGAUCUACUUCUAUAGUCGCCGGACAGAUUUCAGAUCUGUCUGCGAAAAUAUGACACUUAGAGGGCGUAUCGCAGGGCCAGAUAUGGAUAGGGGCCUCAGUCGGCUAAGGUGUCUCUGGGAAUCCCUUUUUGACCAAGAAGGCGUAUCGCCGGAUACACCCCUUAGCUCAACAAGCCAUCAGACAGCAGGAAUCUUGUACGAUGUUGAAUUUCGCCUGGGGGAUAAAGCGCCAAAAACGAAGAUCUACAUGCCUGUCCAGCAUUAUGCACGCACUGACGCGCAGGUCAUAACGUCCGUGAGCAAAUUUAUGAACGCCCAGGGGAUCAAGCAUGGAGGGGCUGCAAAAAGGAAGAUCGGAUGUCCCGGGCGGGAACAGGCUCCUUCCGCGCGCCUUGGCCCAUCGUUGCCAACGCCUUCUUAUGCCGACGCUUUUAACGCAAUCUUUACCGAUGAAGCUAUACGUUCUAGCCGAGGCCGUCAUACUCGCGUAGCCUGCUCGAUAGAGGCCGGGGGCGCGUUAAGAGUUGUCUCGUAUGCCAAUCCGCAAGAAGGGAAGUUCAUCAGGCAUACACCACAACAGAGUUCCUAAUAAGAUCUCUAGGUAGGAUAUUAAAGAUAGGGAAACAUGUUUAUGGCAUUCCCGAAGAAGAGAAAACUCACUAGACAAGAAAUUGGUUGGUAUGAAGUUCCUUAGAUUAGUAAUGGACUAUUGCAAACGUAAAA